Messenger RNA from Cajanus cajan (pigeon pea), 1884 nucleotides. Its product is annotated as glucan endo-1,3-beta-glucosidase 14. Lineage: Eukaryota; Viridiplantae; Streptophyta; Magnoliopsida; Fabales; Fabaceae. Gene Ontology annotation, molecular function: hydrolase activity, hydrolyzing O-glycosyl compounds. The record is from RefSeq and is a predicted model, not a curated record. Gene Ontology annotation, biological process: carbohydrate metabolic process.
AGAAAAAAAAAGUGUUAAGGUGUGUGACGGAAGGGGCGCGUGGGCAAAGGGUAUGUUGUAGAAUUGAGUUGGAAAAGAAAAAACCUUAACGCACAGCGCAAAACAAAAACGCAGGAAGAGGAAGAAGUGCAUUGACCAAUGAAUGAGAGUUUAGUUUAGUAAGUUUAGUGAGUCGUUGUUGUUCUUCUGCUUCUUCUGUUUUGCUUUCUCAAUCAUAUCCCUCCCACUUUCUUCCCUUUUCCCCUCUCUUCAACUUCCAAAACCCCACAACAACUCAUGGAAGCGCUGAAGCUCUAGUUCUUCAACGCACCAAAACCAAUACGCGCUUCUUCGUCUUAUGGCAUGUCUCAGGAGGAGGAACCACUGCGUACAACGCCUUUCAAUUCCCAUUUUCAUCCUCCUCGCCAACUAAACCCCUCAUCGCUGCUUUCUUUCUCACCCCAUGACAAUUUCUCGCCUCUUCUGCCCCUUCCUUCUACUCUUCUUCGCUCCUAUAGCUUCUGUGCAAGCGUUCACCGGGACCUAUGGUAUAAAUUAUGGGAGGAUUGCAAAUAAUAUUCCUUCACCCGAUGAAGUUGUUACUCUUCUCAGAGCAGCAAAAAUAAGGAACGUUAGAAUCUACGAUGCGGAUCACAGUGUUCUCAAAGCAUUUAGUGGAACUGGGCUUGAAAUUGUAGUGGGGCUCCCCAAUGGGCAGCUGCAAAAUAUGAGUUCAAAUCCAGACCAUGCUUUGAGCUGGGUAAAAGAAAAUGUACAGUCAUUUCUCCCUGGCACACGCAUUCGUGGAAUUGCUGUAGGCAAUGAAGUUUUGGGUGGGGAUGACUAUUCUUUGUGGGGAGUUCUUCUGGGUGCUGCUAAAAAUAUUUAUAAUGCUACCAGGAAACUUCAUCUGGAUCAACUGGUUCAGAUUUCUACAGCAAACUCAUUUGCGGUUUUUGAAAUUUCAUACCCUCCCUCCUCUGGUAUAUUUAAAGAUAAUGUUAAGCAGUAUAUGAAGCCACUACUGGAGUUCUUCCAGCAGAUUGGUUCUCCUUUCUGUUUGAAUGCUUACCCUUUCCUAGCCUAUGCAAGUGAUCCUGAACAUAUUGAUAUAAAUUAUGCACUUUUUGAACCAACAAAGGGAAUUUACGAUCCAAUCUAUCGUCUGCGUUAUGAUAACAUGCUUGAUGCUCAGAUUGAUGCAGCCUAUGCUGCUUUAGAGAACGUUGGAUUUGACAAAAUGGAAGUCAUAGUUACCGAGACUGGCUGGGCCUCAAAUGGAGAUCAAAGUGAAGCCGGAGCAAAUGUAACUAAUGCAAGGACAUAUAAUUAUAAUCUGCGAAAAAGGCUUGCUAAGAGGAAAGGAACCCCACAUAGGCCUAAAAAUGUUGUGAAGGCAUACAUUUUUGCAUUGUUCAAUGAGAACGAGAAGCCCGGACAUUCAUCUGAGAAUAACUAUGGACUCUUCAAGGCUGAUGGGACUAUAUCGUAUGACAUUGGAUUUCAUGGACUUAAUGCUGGAGAUUCUUCUCUUUUGUCUCUUAAGAAUAUCAAUACUCAAGGUUUGUCCCGGUCCUACACCAUGGUAUUCUCUUUAUCUUCUUUGAUACUGCUGAUUUUCUGGAGUUAGUGAUCUUAAGAUAUCAACCUGCUCAGCAAACCAGUUCCUGGCUUCCUGCCCCGCAUCAUGUCUUAAUAUAGAUCAAAAUUAUACCAUUGAUUGUCAAAUUUCAUAAAGCAAUAUUUAGAAAUUCUGAGGUUUCCCCAUAUUCAGAAAAUGUGUAAUUAUUUCACUUGAGAAAGCAUUUUCCUUUCUUCGAUGAGAUCUAGGAUUUUUCAGAUUUUACUAAUACAUGCUAAAUUUUGGACACACAAGUUUCAAUUUUAUCCAAUGCAUUUCAAAUU